AUGCCUCACACCGCAAUCUCCUUCUCGGGGCCUCUCACCCCUGCGAUUCUCUCUUCGCAUCCGGUUAUUACUUGGUACGCGAAAUACGCUGCUGAAUUUGUCGUCAACAAACACACCACAGCGCCAACCAAGUACUACGCACGGGAAGCCAAGCUAGUGAACACUGACAACUCGACGAUUCAUGGCGCGCGGGAAAUUUGGGAUUAUUAUAUCGCCCUCUAUGGACAGUUUGAACGAUGCAGCCACGAGAUGGUUUCGGUCACACUUUUGACCGACGAGCAGACUGGAAAGCACACACUGCACAUUGAAUGUAUCACAUCGCUUCAUUUGAAAGGAAGCCAAGAGGUAGUGCCGCUUCCUCAGUCGUUCGUGUAUGAGAUUUCGGAGGCAGAAGCUGGUUACGGAUGUGACGGAUUGCAGAUUUGGGAAAUCAGAUGUUACUACGACAGGGGAUUGUUGCAGAGGGCGGCUGAGAGGUCAUAA
Penicillium canariense is the source of this 483-nucleotide messenger RNA. RefSeq lists its product as uncharacterized. The record is from RefSeq and is a predicted model, not a curated record. NCBI's taxonomy places the organism in Eukaryota, Fungi, Ascomycota, Eurotiomycetes, Eurotiales, Aspergillaceae. The transcript has a single exon. The coding region runs from base 1 to 483 and encodes 160 amino acids.